Molecule: messenger RNA, 2327 nt
Organism: Argentina anserina (silverweed cinquefoil)
Lineage: Eukaryota; Viridiplantae; Streptophyta; Magnoliopsida; Rosales; Rosaceae
Product: microtubule-associated protein 70-5
Exons: 11
Coding region: 286-2019 (577 amino acids)
Biological process (GO): cytoskeleton organization
Molecular function (GO): microtubule binding
Source: RefSeq, a predicted model, not a curated record
AGCUACAAAGAAUCCGGAAUGGCCGGCCUCUCUGUCAACUCAUAAUAUGAUAAGAAACUUGUGCUUGUCAAAUUUUGCUUCACAGCAAAAUAAGGCACAGUCCUGAUCAUCUCCUCUCUUUACGGUCAAUUCCUUAAAACUCACACUCAUACCAAUAACAUCAUCCAAUUCCUCGUUAAAACCCUUGCAGAUUAGCAUUACAUACCCAUUCAAAUCCUUGCUCGAUAGAGAGUUUAUGCCUGGUAAUAGUCUCUGCAUUCUUAAGUAAAAACCAAAUAGAGAAAAAUGGCGGCGGGUCAUGAACUACACCUUCAACUUGCAGGAGGAGGAGAGGACCACUCUCUUGUCACCGCAGACCCUGUUAUCUUGGAGCUCAAUCGCAUGCACAACCUACUGAAAGAAAAGAGUCGCGAGUUGGGGACUGCUCGAGAUGAGAUCAAGGCUCUCAGAGUUACUGAAGCUCUGAAGGAUAAAGCUGUAGAAGAGCUAAGAAAUGAAGUCGAGAAGCUGGAUGAGAAACAUAGACUCGCGCAAAAUCUUCUAGAACAUAAGAACCUUGAAAUCAAGAAUCUGACAGACGACAAAAGAGACGCAUUGGCUGCACAGUAUGCUGCAGAAGCAACUCUUAGAAGGGUACACACAAGCCGAAAGGAAGAUGAACUUCCUUCUCUUGAAUCAGUCAUUGCUCCUCUCGAGGCUGAAAUAAAAUUGUGCAAGAAUGAGAUUGCAGCGCUUCAGGAAGACAACAAGGCUUUGGAACGUCUCACCAAGUCAAAAGAGUUGGCUCUUCUUGAAGCAGAAAGGAUAUUGCGAAGUGCACUUGAAAGAGCUCUAAUAGUUGAAGAGGUUCAAAACCAAAACUAUGAAUUGAGGAGACAGAUUGAAAUCUGCCAUGAAGAAAACAGAAUACUUGAGAAAACAAAUCGCCAAAAGGUUUUAGAGGUUGAAAAGCUUAGCCAGACCAUUCAGGAACUUGAGGAGGCCAUUUUAGCUGGAGGGGCUACUGCCAAUGUUAUUCGUGACUGCAAAAGACAAAUAGACACAUUGCAUGAGGAGAAGAGGACUCUUGAGAGGGAGCUAGCAAGAGUUAAAGUUUCAGCAAACCGAGUAGCUACCGUUGUUGCUAAUGAGUGGAAGGAUGAAAAUGACAAAGUUAUGCCUGUUAAACAGUGGUUGGAAGAGAGAAGAAUGAUGCAGGCAGAGAUGCAACGUAUGAAGGAGAAGCUAGCAGUCUCGGAUAGAACAGCGAAGGCAGAGGCACAACUGAAGGAAAAGCUGAAGUUGAGACUGAAAACACUAGAAGAAGGGUUAAAGCAUGUUUCAAGUUUCUCUGUCAAUCCUAAUUCCUUUUGCCGGUCCCCUAAAACAGAAAAGUCCAGUAACUUCUUAGGAUUUCUGACGAGCCCUGGUGGAUUAGGAAAGAGAUCAACCUCACAGCCAAGAGCCUCCUCUCUCAGAAGCUCCCCGAAUUCAGACAGUGAAACAGCCAAUGCUGCUGGAGAGCUAAAAAGAUCAAAUAGCUUUAAAAAGAGAUAUGGUUCCGGAGAAAAGUUACUGAGAAAAAGCUUAUGGGCUUCUAGAACUAAAGUUGUUGAUAGUGGUGAGAAGGAGAACACAGAACGAAAUGAAAAUACUGAUAACAACAAGAAUGAUGAUAAAACUGUUACUGCUGAGACUAAAACUAAAGAUGGUGCCAAUGAAGACAAGCCCAAGAAGACAAGUAUCAACUUCGAAAGUGAAGAUUUAGUGUCAGGAUUUCUGUAUGACAGGCUACAAAAGGAGGUUAUUAAUCUGAGGAGGCAUUGUGAAGUCAAAGAGAAUGAUAUGAAUGCCAAGGAACAAGAAGUAAAGAUGCUGAUGAAAAAGGUUGAUGCACUGACAAAAGCCAUGGAAGUGGAAUCUAAGAAAAUGAAGAGAGAAGCCAUAGCUAGAGAUAAAGAAGCUGCGGGAGGCAAGGUGGAUGAUGUCAAAAAGAACAGAACUAUAAACUCAUCCAAGAGGGUUACGAAAGCAUCUUGAUAGAUUGCUUGCAUGGGAUCAAUUGAUGAUCACCUGGAGUUGAGUCAAGUGACCAGAUUUUUAAUGUAGAUACAGAGAGAGAUAAGUUUCACCAAUGGUAGCCACAUCAGAUAUAGGCAGGCUAGGCGCUCGCCGUGGUGGUUUAGUUGCUUAUUAGGCGGGCGCCUAGACAGACCAGGAUGGUAGCUAGCUAAAAUAAGAUUCUGGAUGUACAUGGAUGAGCUGCGCUUGUACAUUUAGGUUCAUGUGUGUUUUCCUCUGCUUGAAAUCUAUAUAAGUAAUUCAUACGGUACAUGCAGUUUGUUUGA